Brassica rapa (field mustard) is the source of this 933-nucleotide messenger RNA. RefSeq names its product lactoylglutathione lyase. NCBI's taxonomy places the organism in Eukaryota, Viridiplantae, Streptophyta, Magnoliopsida, Brassicales, Brassicaceae. The record is from RefSeq and is a predicted model, not a curated record.
UUCAAAAAUACAAAACUCUAAAUGCAUCUUAAACCGACCGGUUCAACGGUGGUGUGUUGAAUGAAGAUGUGUUAUGUCGGUUCGAUGCCACGUAACCAAUAAAAAUGAUGACGGGGGUGGAUUAGCCAAUAAGUUUGUGUUGUGUGCUUUAGCUUUAGCUCUCUCUGUUCAUAGAACCAAAGAUACAUGGCGACUCUAGGCCAUAUCGCGAGAGAAUCAUCCGACGUCACACGCCUCGCCCUGUUCUACAAAGAGGUAUUUGGGUUUGAGGAGAUAGAGAGCCCUGAUUUUGGAGACCUCAAGGUGAUAUGGCUAAACUUACCAGGUGCUUUUGCGAUGCACAUCAUCCAGAGAAACACUUCAACCAACCUCCCUGAAGGUCCUUACAGCGCCACCUCUGCCGUUCGAGAUCCUAGCCAUCUCCCUAUGGGCCACCACAUCUGCUUCUCCGUCUCCAACUUCGACUCCUUCCUUCGCUCUCUCAAGGAGAAAGGGAUAGAAACUUUCCAGAAGUCUCUUCCUGAUGGAAAAGUCAAGCAAGUUUUCUUCUUUGAUCCUGAUGGAAACGGAUUAGAGGAUAACUACACAAAGUGGUACCACCGGUCCAAUCUUCCCCAAGAUAUUUAUAGCUAGGAUGUGUGUUUCGGCUCAGCUUGUCAAGUCAUUCGAUUUAAACAUGAAAAAAAAAUUGACCCCAGUUAUCUGAUUGGUUGGACCAGUGUUAACUCGACUUGGCCUUAUCGACCGGACCACACAAGAGGGGUACUCGUACUUGAACUAACAUCUUUUGGAAUUUACAUCAUGAUGAGUGGACCUAUUUAGGUGGUGGGUGAAUUUUCCUCACCGUGAGUUUUUUUUUCCCUGUAAUUUACAUGGACGAUCAUUCUUCAUGUUUUGCAAAUUUCAGAACUCUAUAUCAUAUGUUUUUCACAA